GGAAAACUGUAAUGGUCCCUGUGGGUCUCUACUGGCAAUUAGCUGCCUUCUUUUGGUGGCGUGUUAUGUCUAGUGGAUUCCAUUAAAGACCAAUAACGGUAAUGGUUUUACUGGUUAGCUGAUGGUUUGUAAUGGUAUUUGUAGUGGAAACCAUUAGAAUUUCUGUGAUGGUUUCUGUUGGGGAUUUUUUUUUUUUUUUUUUUUUUUUCUUCAACCCCCCGCCCUGACUGUCCCCGAAGUGAACGAGCCUGAUUCCGGAAAGAGCCGAUCGCUUUCCGAAGACUUCCGAAGAGGAGUCGAGAGCGAGCAGAGAGAGAGAGAGAGAGAGAGAGAGAGACAGACAGACAGAGAGAGAGAGAGAGAGAGAGAGAGAGAGAGAGAGACAGACAGACAGACAGACAGAGAGAGAGAGAGAGAGACAGGGAGAGAGACAGAGAGAGAGAGCGAGAGAGAGACAGACAGACAGAGUGAGAGAGAGAGAGAGAGAGAGAGAGACAGGGAGAGAGACAGAGAGAGAGAGCGAGAGAGAGAGAGACAGACAGACAGAGUGAGAGAGAGAGAGAGAGAGAGAGAGAGGUGCGCGCGCGCCUGUGACUGAAGCUCGUUGCGGGUAGAAACGGGAGCAGAAGUAACCGCGCGCGUGCGCGCGUGUGUGUGUAUGUGUAUAUGCAUGCAUGUGUGCGCGAGUGUGGAAGGAGGCAAAAAAAACUCUGGGAAAAGCCCCGAUACACGCGCUUGUACCGACUAAAAGACACCGAACACGGGAUUACACGGUCGCUGGGAACAGCAGGAGCUUUGCUUCUCGUUUUUGGGGGAAUCGGAAAAGUGGAUUUUGUUGUGUUGGUCACGUCGCGAGCUCGGAGUUUCCCGGUGCCACGGAGAGAGAAAUGCGAACGGAGAAGACCAAACCGGAGACACAGUUUUAGCCUAUGAUUGUGUAAGAGCGAGGAAGGAAAUAGCGGCAUUGAGGAGGAGGAGGAGGAGGAGGAAGAAGAAGAAGAAGUGCCAACCUGGAACAUGGUGCCUCAUAUUUGCCCCUCAGUGCCCUUGACGCCUCGCUGGCUUUCUGUCCUGCUUCUGCUCGGCUGCACGGCCUUUCCCUCCCACGCCGACAGUUUGCCGAGCUUCAUCAAGACUCCGGAGGACCAGACGGGGAUUUCAGGUGGCGUGGCGUCUUUCGUGUGCCAGGCGGUCGGAGAACCCAAGCCUCGCAUCACCUGGAUGAAGAAAGGGAAGAAAGUCAGCUCUCAGCGCUUUGAGGUGAUCGAGUUCGACGAUGGCUCGGGCUCCGUCCUGCGGAUCCAGCCCCUGCGCACGCACCGAGACGAGGCCAUUUACGAGUGUACGGCCACCAACAGCGCCGGGGAAAUCAACACCAGCGCCAAACUGACCGUGCUGGAAGAGAAUCAGAUUCCUGCCGGUUUCCCGAGCAUCGAUAUGGGUCCUCAGCUCAAAGUGGUGGAGCGAACGCGGAUCGCUACCAUGCUGUGUGCCGCUAGCGGAAACCCCGAUCCGGAAAUUUCCUGGUUUAAGGACUUCCUUCCCGUCGACAUCAACAGCAGCAGCGGACGGAUAAAGCAGCUUCGCUCAGGAGCUCUGCAGAUCGAGAACAGUGAAGAGUCAGACCAGGGAAAAUACGAAUGUGUGGCGACGAACAGCGCUGGGACGCGUUACUCCGCCCCCGCCAACCUCUAUGUCCGAGUACGGCGGGUGCCACCCCGUUUCUCCAUCCCGCCCAGCGAUCAGGAGGUGAUGCCGGGGGGCAGCACUAAUCUCACCUGCGUUGCCGUCGGAGCCCCGAUGCCCUACGUCAAGUGGAUGACUGGAGAAGUCGAGCUCACCAAAGAAGAUGAAAUGCCCAUAGGGCGCAACGUUCUGGAGCUUACCAACAUCCGCAAGUCGGCUAACUACACCUGCGUGGCCAUGUCUUCUCUGGGGAUGAUCGAAGCCACGGCGCAAGUUACAGUCAAAGCUCUCCCCAAACCCCCCACGUCUCUGACUGUAACGGAAACGACGGCCACCAGCGUCACCCUGACGUGGGACUCUGGGAACCCGGAACCCGUCUCCUAUUACAUGAUCCAAUAUCGCUCCAAAGCCUCCGACAGCAGCUACCAGGAAGUGGACGGCGUUGCCACGACGCGCUACAGCAUCGGCGGGUUGAGCCCGUACUCGGAGUACGAGUUCCGCGUCAUGGCGGUGAACAACAUCGGGCGCGGUCCACCGAGCGACGCCGUGGAGACCCGCACCAGCGAACAGGCUCCUUCGUCUCCUCCACUGCACGUGCAGGCGCGCAUGCUGAGCUCUAGCACCAUGUUGGUGCAGUGGGAACCUCCGGAGGAACCCAACGGGCAGAUCCGUGGAUAUCGCAUCUAUUACACGACCGAUCCGGAGCUGCAGCUUAGCGCCUGGCUGAAGCACAACACCGACGACAGCCGACUGACCACAAUCUCUGGAUUAACCACCAACAUCACGUACAGUCUCCGCGUCCUGGGCUUCACUUCCGUAGGAGACGGACCUCCGUCGGAUGUCCUGCAGGUCAAAACGCAGCAAGGAGUCCCGGCACAGCCUUCCGGGUUCGAGGCCGAAGCCGAACCCGACGCCAGGAUUAUGCUGAAGUGGCUUUGGCCCGUUCAAGAACCGAUCACUUUAUACGAGCUACAUUACUGGGAGGACGGAUCAGACAAUAAGAUUCGUGUCACCUUCAUCCCGGCUGGGUCGUACGCCGUGGAAGGCCUGAAGCCAGACACUCUGUAUAAGUUCUCCCUUGCCGCCCGCUCCGAAAUGGGCCUGGGGGUCUUCACGAAGCCCAUCGAAGUCAGGACCGCUCAGUCCACCCCCUCAGCUCCACCUCAGGACGUUCAGGUGCUCAGUCUGAGCUCCACUAGCAUUAAGGUGAGUUGGGUGCCGCCUCCUGCUGCCAGCAGGCACGGCGCUAUCGUUCGCUACACCGUGAGCUACCAGGCGGUGAGUGGCGAGGACACCGAGCGGCACGAGGUGACGGAUAUCGGAGCGGACGCCACCGGUGUUGUACUAGAGGGGUUGGGGAAGUGGACGGAGUACGUGGUGCGGGUGAGGGCUCACACCGACGUGGGGCCCGGGCCUGAGAGCGCACCUGUACGCAUCCGAACCAACGAGGAUGUGCCUGGAGCUCCUCCUCGUAAGUUGGAGGUCGAAGCUGUAAACUCGACGGCUAUCCGUGUGACGUGGAAGCCGCCGCUCUCGGGAAAGCAGCACGGUCAGAUCCGAGGAUAUCAGGUGAUUUAUUCCCGGCUGGAGAACGGGGAACCACGAGGGCAACCGAACAUCAUGGACGUAGCGCUGCCUGAAGCCCAAUGGAACAUUGAGGACACCACCGAAUAUGAAGCCAUCAUCUCUGGCCUGAUCUCGGAGACGUCGUACUCGGUUACGGUAGCGGCGUACACCACCAGAGGAGACGGAGCACGCAGCAAAGCCAAGGUCAUCAAAACCACAGGAGCAGUUCCUGGCAAGCCCACCAUGCACAUUAGCAUCACAGUGGGCAACACCGCCCUCAUCCAAUGGCAGCCUCCGAAAGACAUGCCGGGCGAGCUGAUCGGCUACCGUCUACGCUACAAGCGCGCGGACGAGGAAACGUUCGCAGUGCAUAACUUCGGGAGCACGGACGACCACUACACGGCGACGGGCCUCUUCAAGGGCGCCACCUACAGCUUCCACUUGAGCGCCAAGAACCGCGCAGGCACCGGAGAAGAGUUCGUGAAGAACAUCAGCACGCAGGAGGAAGUUCCAAGCGGGUUCCCGCUGAACUUGAGCGUGGUGGGACUGACCACCACGACCACCCGGCUUACGUGGGCGCCGCCGGCCCCGGCGGAGCGGAACGGACGGAUCACUCAUUACAUCGUCGUUUACAGAGAUAUCAACAGCCAGCAGAACAGCACCAAUCGUACGGCGGACACGCACAUGACGCUGCACAGCCUGCGACCUGACACCACCUACGACAUCCGCAUCCAGGCUUUCAACAGCAAGGGGGGUGGACCCAUAAGCCCCAGCAUCCAGAGCAGGACCAUGGCCACGUCACCAGCUUUCGCAACGAGUUUUGGCGUCAAAGCGGUAAUGAAGACAUCCGUCCUUCUGACCUGGGAGCUUCCCGAGAACUUCAAGUCUCAAGGGCUUUUCAAGAUUUUGUACAAUCAGCAGAGCGUGGAGGUUCAGGGCAACAUGAAGAGGAAGCUAAUCACAGGCCUGAAGCCCGACACUAAUUACUCCUUCGUGUUAAUGAGUCGAGGGAACAGCGCUGGAGGACUGCAGCAACAGGUCUCCAUCCGAACCGCUCCGGACCUCCUCAAAACCAAACCCGUCCUCUUCAGAACCGACGAGAACAACGGAGGAAAAAUCACCAUCAACCUUCCCAAAGUGGUGACGACAGCACCGAUCAGUUGGUAUUACAUCGUGGUCGUGCCGGGUUCGCUGAUGUCAUCACGCAGGUGGGAAAAUCCAGAUGAAAUGGAACUUGAUGAGCUUCUCGAGGUCAGCAGAGUUUCCCUGCAGAGGCACCGGCGGCGUCGGCGUUACACUGAAAGUCAGAGACCGUACAUCGCCGCCAAGCUGGAAUACCUUCCCGAGAUGUUCACGCUCGGAGACGAGCAAAACUACAAUGGCUUCUACAACCGCCUGGUGCCUAGGGACCAGCCGUACCAGUGCUUCGUCAUGGCCGAGAUGAAGGAGCAGCACCUUUCCAAUGCCAACGAGAAGCAGCGCGUUUUCUCCUCCAGCCCGUACUCGGACCCGGUGAUGGUGGAGAACGGCAGCGUGGCUCACAGCGUGGAAUCUCCCGAGAUGUUGUGGGUGAUGGGGCCGGUCCUCGCCGUGGUGCUCAUCGUCAGCAUCGUCAUCGCCAUCAUCCUGUUCAAAAGGAAGCGAGCAUCUCCGUUGCCUAAAGACGAACAUUUGAGCGGGGUGAAGGACUCCCUACUGGCGAACUCGUCCGAUCCCGUGGAAAUGAGGAGAAUCAACUAUCAGACGCCAGGUCCCAGCACCUCCUGCUGCCCCGACACUCCAAGAAUGAGAGAGCAUCCUCCCAUCUCCGUGUGUGAGCUGGCCGACCACAUCGAGCGCCUCAAAGCCAACGACAGCCUGCGUUUCUCACAGGAGUACGAGUCCAUCGAUCCCGGUCAGCAGUUCACCUGGGAGAACUCGAACAUGGAGGUGAACAAACCGAAAAACCGCUACGCUAACGUCAUCGCCUACGAUCACUCCCGAGUCGUGCUGACCUCCGUGGACGCUGUUCCAGGUAGCGACUACAUCAACGCCAACUACAUCGACGGCUACCGUAAGCAGAACGCCUACAUCGCCACGCAGGGCCCUCUGCCCGAGACGCUCAGCGAUUUCUGGAGGAUGGUGUGGGAGCAGAGGACCAACACCAUCAUCAUGAUGACCAGACUGGAGGAGAAAUCACGGGUGAAGUGUGACCAGUACUGGCCGGUACGUGGAACAGAAACGUACGGAAUGAUCCAGGUGACCAUGUUGGAUACGGUGGAGCUGGCGACGUACAGCGUGCGCACGUUUGCACUUUAUAAGAACGGCUCCAGUGAGAAGAGAGAGGUGAGACAGUUCCAGUUCAUGGCGUGGCCGGAUCACGGCGUGCCCGAGUACCCUACGCCCAUCCUGGCCUUCCUGCGAAGGGUUAAAGCAUGUAACCCUCCUGACGCCGGGCCCAUGGUGGUGCACUGCAGUGCCGGCGUGGGUCGCACCGGCUGCCUCAUCGUGAUCGACGCCAUGCUGGAGCGCAUGAAGCACGAGAAGACGGUGGACAUUUACGGCCACGUGACGUGCAUGCGCUCUCAGAGGAACUACAUGGUGCAGACGGAGGAUCAAUACAUCUUCAUCCACGAGGCGCUGCUGGAGGCGGCGACCUGCGGCGUCACCGAGGUCCCGGCACGAAACCUCUACACACACAUCCAAAAACUGAGCCAGCCCCCGCCCGGAGACACCGUCAGCUCCAUGGAGCUCGAGUUUAAGAGGCUGGCCAACUCCAGAGCUCACACAUCACGCUUCAUCAGCGCCAACCUGCCGUGCAACAAGUUCAAGAACCGACUGGUGAACAUCAUGCCGUUCGAGUCGACGCGUGUGUGUCUGCAGCCAAUCAGAGGCGUGGAGGGGUCCGACUACAUCAACGCCAGCUGCAUCGAUGGUUACAGGCAGCAGAAAGCGUACAUCGCCACUCAGGGUCCUCUGGCCGAGACCACGGAGGAUUUCUGGAGGAUGCUGUGGGAGCACAACUCCACCAUCGUGGUGAUGCUGACCAAACUCCGCGAGAUGGGACGGGAGAAGUGUCAUCAGUACUGGCCGGCCGAGCGCUCCGCCCGUUAUCAGUACUUCGUGGUCGACCCCAUGGCUGAGUACAACAUGCCUCAGUACAUCCUGCGAGAGUUUAAAGUCACCGACGCCAGGGACGGCCAAUCGCGGACGAUCCGCCAGUUCCAGUUCACCGAUUGGCCGGAGCAGGGCGUGCCGAAGACGGGCGAGGGAUUCAUCGAUUUCAUUGGCCAAGUGCAUAAAACCAAGGAGCAGUUCGGUCAGGACGGACCAAUCACUGUGCACUGCAGUGCGGGAGUGGGCAGGACCGGGGUGUUCAUCACUCUCAGCAUUGUUCUGGAGAGGAUGAGAUAUGAAGGAGUGGUGGAUUUGUUCCAGACGGUUAAAACUCUGCGCACUCAGAGACCUGCCAUGGUGCAGACCGAGGACCAGUACCAGCUGUGUUACCGAGCAGCUCUGGAGUAUCUGGGGAGUUUCGACCACUAUGCAACGUAACACUGCGGGACUUCAGCUACCGGGAACAAUAACAACAACAACAACAAAAACACUUAGGAGUGUGUGUGUGUCGAGUGUCUCUCUCACACACACACACACACACACACACACACACACACACACACACAACCAUGACACACAACACACUUUCUUUCCUGAUUGACUCACAUUCAGCAUAUUCAGAUUCAGCAGCUCUGAACUCUUAAUUUUACACACACACACACACACACACACACACACACACACACACACAAAACAGCUACUGGUAGCGUUUUAUUUCUUUCAUUUUUUAAUCAUUAUAAAAUUUUAUUCUGACUUUUAUUUAGAUUGACUUUUUAUUUUGAUGUUUUUAAUAAUCGCUUAACAUCGUCUUCUCGUCUUAACGGCCUCCGCGCCUUUUCCUUUUCCACAAACCGGUACUGGUAUUUUUAUUAUUAUUAUUAUUAUUAUUAUUAUUUAAUUUUAAUUGUAAUUUUAUUUCUCGUUCUUUCUUUUUUUUUUUUAGGUUAUUUGAGCACACAGGGUGUGUGAUUUUUUUUAACACGUACUAACACACGAGGGCGCUGUUCGUCCUCAGCGCUGCUGUCGGAUUUCAUUCAUAACAUUUUUCAUUUCUUUUAUAUAUGAGUUGUCAUUUUUAUUAUUAUUAUUAUUAUUAUUAUUAUUCGACGAAUCGCAGCGGGUUAACUUCAUUACUUUGUAGAAAAGAAAAUAUCGACGUAAAAAAAAAAAAAAUCUACAGAUACAACAGCGGCGACGCUACACACACACGCCACGGCGGAGACGUUCGCGCGUAAAGGCGCGCGCCGAUGUUCCGUUUCUUUUUACAUCGCGAUAAUAGUUAUUAUCACGAUCUCAAUGUUGUCGGUUAGAAUCACAAUAAGUAAAUAAAUAAAUAAACAGACACAAACACACACACAUUUACAUCCACCUCCGGUUCCGUAGCCACUUAAUGCUGAUUGGACGGAGCCGGGUCAUGUGGCCGGCACUUCCUGUGGAACGUUCGCUAACAAUAUAUACGUGUUAAAUAGCACGGAUACACGGCGUAUUCGAUUAUCGGUGCGCGCCUACUGUAUACGAGGCGUUAAAAAUCUAUCACGCGAUAUAUAUAUACGUUUUGAUCCCGAGUCUGAUUUCUCAUCCAAGUGUACAGUAUUAACCACUCCACAAGUGAACUUUUUAUACGGAAAUAUAGAUAUAUAUAUAUAGAUAUAUAUAUAUAAAAAUAUAAAUAUAUAAAUAUACACGUAUAAAUAUGAGAAAGUAUAAAUAUUAUUCAUAAAGUAUAUAUACAGCUACAGAUAUACGAUCAGUCGUCACUUCUUCCGGACGAACACGAUCGGGACGUACCAACUACGGAGAGACUGCGGGGGGGUGAAAUCUGUAUUAAUCCUGCGAAAAGUAAUAUCUACUGUAUUAACCCUAACACACACCACACGCGUACGGGUGUGUCCGGGCGUGUGCGAGCGUAUGUGAGUGUGUGUGUGAGAGUGCGAGCGUGUGUGUGUGUGUGUGUGUGUGUGUGUGUGUGUUGUCUCUGAUGAAGCACAGCGGAGGCCUGAUUAUAACCACACACUAAGCUGGCCAAAAGUUUCCUUUUUACCUUGUGAAUGGUUCGUGCCGUAGAGGUUUAAAUCUGUUGUAUACACACUCUGUUUUCUAUUCGUUAAGAAGAAAGAAGAAGAAAGAAAAAAAAAAAAACAACUGGAAUUUAAAAAAAUGUUGAUGUUAAUAAAGUUGAAUAAUUGUU
Molecule: messenger RNA, 8536 nt
Organism: Ictalurus furcatus (blue catfish)
Lineage: Eukaryota; Metazoa; Chordata; Actinopteri; Siluriformes; Ictaluridae
Gene: ptprfb
Product: protein tyrosine phosphatase receptor type Fb
Exons: 34
Coding region: 1018-6786 (1922 amino acids)
Biological process (GO): protein dephosphorylation
Molecular function (GO): protein binding; protein tyrosine phosphatase activity
Source: RefSeq, a predicted model, not a curated record